Messenger RNA from Uloborus diversus, 3991 nucleotides. RefSeq lists its product as uncharacterized. NCBI's taxonomy places the organism in Eukaryota, Metazoa, Arthropoda, Arachnida, Araneae, Uloboridae. The record is from RefSeq and is a predicted model, not a curated record. The transcript is spliced from 3 exons. The coding region runs from base 217 to 2379 and encodes 720 amino acids.
GGACUGAUGUUUCUUGAUUUCUUGAUUGACAGGCUGUGAUAGUUCUAUGCUUAAUGGCAAGGUGUGAAGUUUUAAGUUGGGAAUAUACAAAUGAAAUAUAUAUACCAAGAGUUUUUCCUGUUUUAUAUUUUCUUUCAAAACCAGAAUUAACAAUGUUGUUUUGACCCAAUGGAUAUACAAAUAAUCUGAUGUCGUAGGUGCUGUGUUCCUUCAGUUAUGGAUGAAAAAGAGACCACUGUAGAGGUGUCUCGGUCAGCUGUGCUGGAGGCUGCUGCUGAUAUGAGAGAGAGUUGCGAGAAUGCCUGUAGCCUGCACACCGGUAGCAGGGAGACGACGAAAGAGGUAUCAAUGCCAAUCUGCUUCCUGGUGAAAGAGCAGGCCAAGUCUAUGGUGGCAAUCCAGGAACUGCAGAAACGGGUGGAAAAUGUUGAAGUUAUGCAAGAUGAUGUGAUAGAAUCUUUGAUUGAAAUAAGGAAUUUCCUGUGCGGAGAAUCUAGAAUUACCAGUAAUUUAAGUAUUGGGACGCCAAGUUUUACUAAUAGCCCAAAUGUGUUAAAAUCAAGCCCACUCACAAAGACUCGAAGAUUCAAUUACUCGCCAUCCAACCUUAAGUCAUCUUUGGAAACUUCUAGUUUAUCAGUUCGAUCGAAAUCUGUUUCUCCAAAGUAUUCUGAACUAAUAGUGAGUGAGUUGAAAAAACCAUUGCCCUGUGUUUCUGUGCAAUCGUCACAAAAACUUUUUGAUUUAGCCAGAAACAAAGAUUCAGUGUUAGAGAGCGAUAAGCAGGAUAGCGGAUUGGAUUCGGAUUGUCGAGAGCAGAAUGACAUUCAUCAUUCUUUAGGGAAAAAUUGGGGUAAACAAGAGACAAAUGAUGAGUUGUUACAGCUAUUGGACGAAAUAAGUGAACGAUCUGAAAUUCUACAAAAGCAGCUUUUUGUUGUUGAAGAAAAUGUUCAGGACAUCGCGAAACAAGAAGCAAUCAUAGACAACAGUGAGCAAAUGGAAUCAAAAUUCAUUGCUGAGGAUAUACAAAGAUCCAGACCACAUUACGUGCCGUCUUCAGCUAGUAAUGUAGAGCAAGAGAAGAAAGAAUUUUCAAAAAAAAUGCCUUCAAAUUCAACGCAUGUGGAAUCGGUGGUGCCAACAAAAAAUACCUUUACUGAUGCAUCUGUGUUAUUUGAGAGAAAACCUAUCUGUGAAAGAGUCUCCAAGAUAAGAAAAACUACUUCAAAUAAAAUAGACAGUGCCAUGGUUUCUUCGGUGUUAAAAGAAACGAAUGUCAUUGAGCUUCAAAGGCAAGUUUUGAUUUACCUUGUUGAGAAUGCAGUGCUGCAGACUAAACUUGGCGAAAUCGAACAGUGCUUGUACAACAAAAAUUUGGAAAGUGAAAAAGUUGAGAACAGUCUAAAAGAUGAAACAAGAUUGCUAAUGAUGGAAAACAGAGAGCUGCGCAUAGGAUUGGACGAACAAAAAUGCGAAAUUGGUUCUUUAAAAUCUAAAAUUACCAUGCUUGAGCGCGUCUUGCAGUCAGUCACUGUAGAAAACAGGGAGCUCAAUUGGCAAUUAGGAGAAUCUCUAGGUCUACAGAACCUAUCGAGGAGAGAUCCGCAUCAUUUGUCUUCAAGUUUUACUUUUGGCAGUUCAGGUUCAAAAUCCUUCAGGAGAUCCAGCCUACCUCAUCAGUUUUCGGGUGCAACUGAACGGCAUGUUCCUUGUACAAAAUCAAAAUUGCUGUCGAACACCAGCAGCUGUUUAGAUGCUACUGUUGAAGAACCUGACCAAGGGUGGCAACAGCUGGGCGGCAUAUCUUAUAAAUUCAAGGACGCUUUGUCCUCCACUCCCAUGAUGCCACUUGCCAAACUGAAAGAUUCCAAAAAGCACUUUUUAAAUGCGCCAAACCUUUCGUGCAACCAGGCCCAACCAAACUUUCAGACUGUCAAAAGGCAUUUGAAAUGCAAUAGCGAAAAGAACAGCGUGAGCUCCACUAUUCAAAUGUGCCUUGAAGAGAAUGCUUCCGAGACAAAAGCUAAUGGAGCUGUUGAAGACGCGGGAGCAGCUAAAUUCCCUUUUAAUACCAUUCUAGAAAAAUUGAAAGCCAAUUCUGAUUACAGGAUUUCACGAAGGGUUCCGGGAAGUUCUAACGAAACGCUUGCUUGUUCCUCAACUGACCAAACUAAAGCCUCAUCUAGCACGAGGAGUAACCAUUUGUCUCCCCCGUGCCGUGAGACGUUUUGCUCGGAGACACAGCUUCAAAGUAGAAAUUCUCCUUCGCAAAAUAUCCAGGACAAUAAAUCAAACACAAGAAAAGGGCGAAAUAUCCACCAAAGGAUACAAGAUAUUUUAGAUAGGAUAAUGGCUGAAUCUGAAGAAGCUGCUUAGUAAUAUACAAUUUUAGGUCGCAUUUAAAUUGUCUUGUAUUUUAAAAGUGAUAUGAAAUAGUGAGAAUUUUAAGUGUGUGUUUUAAAUGUCCUUUAUAGAGUCUAAUUUAUAGUUUUAUUUUUUUGUGAAUGAAUGGGUAAUUGUCUUAUGUAAUUUUUUGUAAAUAUUUAUCUGAACUAAGUCAUAAUGUUGUGCAAAAAGCAUUUAUUUUUCUCUAAAAUAUGUAGAUUAAGAAUUUGUUAUUUGUGUAUGUUUUUCUUUUUUGUAAACUUCGUUUUGUCAAGGAUCUUGCAAAUUAAUUUUUGAUAAUCUAAAAUUCAUUCAGUGAGCGCUAAGAUAGGGGCUUAUUCUGGCACCUGCACGGAAUCGUUCCCUUUUGAUUUGACGUCAUAACUCCUUCCAUCGCUGCUGAGAAAUUCCGGAAACAGAGGGGGUUGAGGGAGGAGUUAUGACAAGUCAAUUUGAAGCUGAAUGCUACCGACCUUUUGUGAAAUAAGGCCUAUAGUCAUACUUACUUACAUUCUCUUCGUAACAAUAUGUUUCUCUUCGUAACAAUAUGUUAUUUUUUUAAAGUAGGUUUCUCAUAGCUUUAGCUUUGAAAAUGAUGUGGUGCCUGUACAUGAGCCAUUAUUUUUAUACGUGCAAAGUAAGAGUUUACAGAUUCCGAAAGUAUAAAUUCUAUUGUUAUUAGCAAAUUAUCUUAAACUGACAAAAUGGCUUUAACUAAAGCACCCAAACUAUAUUCAGUGUACAAAAUUAAAAAAAAAAAAUAAAUGAUAAAAAUACUCUCAGUAGUAAUAAAAAAUAAAAACAGUUGCUACAGAAUAGACGUAGCUGGCGUUAUCUUACCCAAGCUUUGCCUUAUAUAAUCGGAGCUUCAAUUCAUUCCCCGAUUGCAAGAAGUAUGCUCUGUGAGUAGGUCAGAUCGAUCAUUAUUCAUUAAAAUCUAUGUUUUCAUGUAAAAUAGCGGUGAUUUUUUUAAAUUUUUUUUAUUGCAGUUGAGACUUCAAACUCAAAAGAACCGUGAUUAUAUUUGUUUUCCUGUAUUAUUUUAAAUUGUAAUUUUUGGCAAUAAUAUAUUGCAUUUAAAAUAAUUACAUCCCACCUUUUUUUUUACAGAUUAAAGAUGUAAUAAAAAUUCUAACCGUAAUUUGUUACGAGUUCUUAAAUUCAAUUUGAAAGAACUUUCUACAGUAUUAAUAUCCUGCUGCAUGAAUUUCUUGCAAGAAAGAUAUUUUUAAAGCAAUUUUACUGAAAUUAUAAAUGUAGACGAGACGAAUAUUAUUUGACAUGAAAGCAAUGUUUACCUUUUAUUUAUUUUUUUUUUCAAAAGUAGAUACAUUUUCAGUAUUAAAUGAAAUAUUAUUUCAGCUUAAGUAUUUUGAGAAUAAAAGGUAUUUUUUACAGUUAUGUAUUGCUUUAAAGAUUGAAAAAUGGUUCUCAAUCGCCUUAUGUGACGAAGUUCCUAUUAAAAUUUAAUUAUAAAGCUUAAAAAAUAAGAAAAUGUAAUUUGGUUUAGAAAACCAUUCUUCAUUCUCGGUGAAAUAUAAUCAUGUGCCAGUCUGACAUUCCGGUUUUGUAUAUUGUUCCCUUUAUUAUGUCGACAAUAAAA